Messenger RNA from Suillus discolor, 1518 nucleotides. RefSeq lists its product as uncharacterized. The coding region runs from base 1 to 1518 and encodes 505 amino acids. The transcript is spliced from 5 exons. NCBI's taxonomy places the organism in Eukaryota, Fungi, Basidiomycota, Agaricomycetes, Boletales, Suillaceae. The record is from RefSeq and is a predicted model, not a curated record.
AUGCCCCCACGAAAGCCAGCCCAGCAAAAACGACGCACAUCUAACAAGAAAAAAGAACCACCGCGACUGAAGAAAAACUCUAACGUCAACGCAUCUGGUCACGAUAUUGUGACCCAACUCGGUCUCCCUGAAGAUCGGCCAGAAACCCCCCAAUGUCUCCGCCACACGUCUUCUGCAUCAAUGGCUGCACAUGCAGGCCACAGUCGCUUCCAAUCUCCCCCCGUAAAUCACUACCCUCAGCAACACAUCCAUGACCCCCCACAGCAACACGAUUACGCCCCGCAGCCUGAUUUCUAUGAUCACAACCCCCCACAGCAUGAUUAUGCCCUGCAGCCUGACUUCUACGACCACGACCCCCCACAGCAUGAUUAUGCCCCGCAGCCCGACUUCUAUGAACACGACCCCCCACAGCAACAUGAUCACGCCCCGCAGCCCAACUUCUACGACCACAACCCCCCACAGCAUGAUUACGCCCCGCAGCCCAACUUCUACGACCACAACCCCCCACAGCAACAUGAUCACGCCCCACAGCCCAACUUCUACGACCACAACCCCCCACAGCAUGAUUACGCCCCGCAGCCCGACUUCUACGACUAUGACCCCCCACAGCAACAUGAUCACGCCCCACAGCCUCAAUAUGACGAACUAUUUACAUUCGGAGGCUCCGGCAUGCCACGCUAUAUGAGGUGGGAUCUCGGAAGUGCCACCGCACCAGCGCCUGCGCCAGCACCAGCACCAGCGCCAGCUGUCGUCAGUGUGGUGUUGGCUUGCAAGAGAGAGGCAGAGCGGGGCGAAUUUAGCCGUGGGGUAAUACAUACGCUGGAGACAGAGCGUUUGGUCGGUCGACAAUGUGCCAUCGAACACCAUCUCCCUCCUACCCCUGCCCCCGGACCAGCACAACCAACCACGCCGGCCUCUGCCAUCACCCCUGCAGCUACUCCUCCGGCUACUCCUCCAGCUACUCCCCCAGCCGUUACAGCCCCAAUCAAGCUUAAAAAGAAGGACAUCAAGACGAUCAAGACUGAGGCGAAAACAUACCUCCGUCGCACAAUGCUGCGAACGGAGGAUGUUUCCUCAACGCGCAAGCAACGAAAUGUGCAUAUUUCGAAAGCCUUGCGGGAUGCGAGAGUUGACUUAAUUGGCGAAGUUCCAUAUGAGAAAUUCGAGACGCCGAAGGUUCAUGAAGAAAUGGUAACAUUGAUGUCGUCUACGUGGAGGUUCUUCAAGACGUACGCAUCCCACAACAUUCUCAAUGCCCUCGAUCUACGCCUCCCGCCUGCGGAGAGGGCCGAUGCAGUGAAAGGUCAUCUAUCUGGACUCAACUUCCUGCACAAGGUUGAAAUUGUUGAUGGCAUCGAAGUAACACGUUUUCUGGAGGCUGAGUACCUUAUCGACAUGAUCGUUGAUGUUGUGUGGAAAGAAGGGCUCUAUGUUGACAUCGACAUUGAGAGACUCGACUGCGUAUUCGGCCUUGCAGGAGCUGCCGCAGUCCGGUUCCGAACCUCGGUUCGAACCUGA